Seriola aureovittata is the source of this 3609-nucleotide messenger RNA. It is a transcript of the gene mgll, whose product is annotated as monoglyceride lipase. Bases 141 to 1172 code for a protein of 343 amino acids. Gene Ontology annotation, cellular component: membrane. The transcript has 7 exons. Lineage: Eukaryota; Metazoa; Chordata; Actinopteri; Carangiformes; Carangidae. The record is from RefSeq and is a predicted model, not a curated record. Gene Ontology annotation, molecular function: lipase activity.
AACAGUGUGUGUGUGUGUAUAUGUGUAUGUGUGUAUAUGUGUGUGUGCGCGCAGCUCAGGAUUAGAUCCGGCAGAUCACCUCGUGCCUAAAACACUCAUCAAAAUAAAUAAAUAAACAACAACAACAACAGGACGGCAGGAUGAACGCGGUGACCGCCGCCUCCUGUCUGCUCGUCGCGGGCUUCAGCUGCUUCCUGUACGGCAGCGAUGUGUUCUUACCGCUGCUCCGCUCCUCUGUCACAGACUCCUCCAUGCCGGAGCCCGGAGCUGCUCCGCGGCGCAGCCCGCAGGGAGUUCCCUACACCGACCUGCAGCACAUCGUCAACGCCGACGGACUGCACCUGUUCUGCCGCUACUGGGAGCCCGCCGGCCCGCCAAGGGCUCUGGUGUUCGUGGCCCACGGGGCCGGGGAGCAUUGUGGGCCGUACGAUGAGGUCGCACAGAGACUGAAGGAGCUGUCCCUGCUGGUGUUCGCACACGACCACGUCGGUCAUGGUCAGAGUGAAGGAGACAGGAUGAACAUCAAAGACUUCCAGGUUUACAUCAGAGACGCUCUGCAGCACGUCGACCUGAUGAGGUCACGUCACCCCGAGCUGCCCGUCUACAUCGUGGGUCACUCCAUGGGCGGAGCGAUCUCCAUCCUGACGGCGAGUGAGCGGCCCAGUGAUUUUGCUGGAGUGGUUCUGAUCGCACCGAUGGUCCAGAUGAACCCGGACUCCGCCACGCCAUUCAAGGUUUUCCUGGCGAAGGUCCUGAACCACAUGUUACCCAGCCUCACUCUGGGCUCCAUUGAGUCUAAGUGGGUCUCAAGGGACAAGACAAAGGUGGAGGCUUAUGACGCUGAUGAGCUGAACUUCCACGGCGGGGUGCGGGUGUCGUUCGGCAUGCAGCUGAUGGGGGCCGCGGCUCGCAUCGAGCGGGAGAUCCCGUCCAUCAGCUGGCCCUUCCUGCUGCUGCACGGCGACGCUGACAAGCUCUGUGACAUCAGAGGCUCCAAGAUGAUGUACGAGAAGGCCGCCAGCUCCGACAAGAAACUCAAGGUGUAUGAGGGCGGUUACCACGCCCUCCACCACGACCUGCCGGAGGUGGCCGAGUCCGUGCUGAAGGAGGUGACCGGCUGGAUCACAGAGCGCCUCCCCGCCACCACGCCGCCACAACAGCAAGUGUCGUAGAGCCAAGCGUCAGAGCUCAGUGUCCUGCAGACCCAGAGUCACACAUCACAACACUUCUGUGUCUAGUCUGAGGAACACAGUGGCGCAUUUAGACUGACAUUACUGUUCACUAACAGUAACCCCCCCCCCCCCCUGUACCUGUCCAUCAAACACCUCCUCUUAUUGUAGACACUCACACUCUCAGCAGCUGUUUCCCUGCAACACUUCCACUCUUUCAUUAAGGACAUUACAUCAUCAUCAUCAUCAUCAUCAUCAUCAUCAUCUCAUUAGAGCUCAGUCAGAGCAGCUCCAGACCAGCAAGGGUUAAACUUCAGUGUGCUGGGAGUCAAAGUGCAAUAUGAUGUCAUCAUAUCACCCAUGAUGCUUUGCUCAUCACAUUCUGUUUAAUUAGCAAAGUACCAUGUUACUGAUCUGCACAGCGACACAGGCAGGUCAAAGGUCAGGAGUGGCACCUGAUGGACAGUCUGAGUGUAGCUGGGUUUCUCUGAUAAUAUUAUAUUUCUCUUUCUCUCAUAAAGUGAUAUUUAAUUCAUUUUCCUCCCAGCACCUCCGUUUACUGACGCAGCGACCAGUGACACAAUAAUCUUUUUUCUUUAUUGACCAAAUCAAAAAUAACCAGGAGACAACCCAAUAAACACAGGUCAAAGUUCACACAUUGAGUCACAGUAAACAAACAACAACAUAUUAAUCAGGCUUGACGACCUAAACAAGAUAUUAAAGGAUAAAAUAAAUAAACAAAACAAAACCUUUAUUUUUCAAUCACACCUCGCCGUCUGCUUCAACAAGCCGUUCCACAUUUCUAAAUGUUUUCGACAUCAUCAUUUAUUUUUGUAAUUUUUCCUCGUUAAUGUUGUUGAUAAUAUUCAUAAUGUCCCUGAACUGAACUAGAACCAAUGUUUCUAAAGAGGAGGGAAACCAGGUGAAGCUGCUUCUCUCUCUCUGCAGGUGGCAAUUAGAGCGAGAGCACAAAGGGUCAAGAGGCCAGAAAGUCUCUCCUCUGUGUGACCUCUGACCUUUAGGGUCACUGUUAACUUCACAGUUAAGACUCAUUAAACUGAAGCUGCAGACUGGGGCCCAGCGGGGGGGGCACAACAACAGCAGAUCACAGAACAUCAGUCAUUUUACCCAAUCACACGUUUCUAUUAAUGAUGUCACAGUGGAUCCAACCUCAGAACCUCAGAACUCAAAAAUUACAUUUUUAAUUCUCAUAAUUUUAGGACAGUUUUUCUUGAAAUAUUGGGAGUUUAAAGUGGAAAUUUCAGAUUUUUCCACCAGUGUGUGAUCCUCCGUCAUGUCGAGUCCCGGGACAUGAAGCUGUUCAAGCUCAGUGUAGUGAAAUAUAUAGAAAGCAUCAGUCUGCAGCUCCUCUGUGUCUUCAUCACUCUCAGUUCAAAGGGACUCGUGCAGAGCGAGCAGGGGAGGCACAGUGCCGUAUCCACGGUGACCGUUACUCACGUGUAACCACAGCAGCAGGCCGGCAGCAAGGCAGGAUUUUUUUAUUCCAUCUUUCAUGUGUAGUAACCACGGAGACCACGACAAGACUGAGGGAAUGAGACGAGUCUGUGGCUUCAUGUGUGCUGCUCUGUCUCUGUCUCAUACUGUCUCACCCCUUCACUCCCCUCUCUCUCCCUCUCUCCCCCCUCUCUCCCCAUCUCACCCCCCCCCCCCCCCUCUGUGUGAGCAGGCUCUUUGUUCUGUCCAUCACUGAGCCUCUUGUUUCUCUCAGGUCCAGACAGACUGUUGCUGCCUCUGGUGGUCAGUCGUCAGAACUGCACACAUUCACUUAAAUGUUAUUUUUUCCGGGCCAGAUUUAAAUUUGGCUCAAACAUUCACUGGGACUCAAGGAUGAACUGAUUAGAAUUUGGUGGUCAAAGGUCAAAGGUCAACUGUGACCUCACAAAACAGGUUUCCAGCUGUAACUCAUGAAUUCAUUCACUCUAACUCAAUUUAACUCAAAUGUUUAUAAGGAUCAAAUGAAGUGAAGACAUUUGACAUCCAAAAGGUCAAAGGUCAACUUCACUGUGACAUCAUCAUGUUCUGAGACUGUGACCAUGUUUCCUGACACUUAGAGGAAACAAGAGGAGCUGAUUCUGGUUUAAAUCAGCUCCACUCAUUGAACCUUCAUGUCUCACACACACCUGAGCUCUGAUGUGUUCCACUCUUUCUAGAUAGAUAGAUACUUUAUUUAUCUCCCAGGGUUUCGUAAUAAUAAUAAUAGUUGACAAUAAAUAAUAAACAAUAGUAGUUACAUUUUAUUAAUGAUUAAUAAUAGUUGUAUUCUUCUGGUCUGUGAUAUUGAGUGAAACCACUGAGUCCCAGUGGAAAAUGAGAGGCUACAGAGAUCAGCGGUUUCAAUGUGUUGUACAGGACAGAUGAUGAAAUGCAUCAUAAUAAAUAAAUCACAAGAUGUUAAAAUAAAUAAAAGUACAGAAUCAAA